ACAGGCGUGCUUUAUGGCACGGCUUCGUGCCGUCGUUCGUCUCCAGGGCUUGUGUAACCGGUGAGAGCGCGCUCGGCAGCACCAAGGUGAGAAAGCGGAGGGAGGGGUUUAAACUUGCCCGAGGCUUUGGGAGCCGAGCGACUGUCAUCCCUCUCUCCUUGGGGUUUAUAUGUGGACGCUUGCGCUGAUUUCUCCUGCUCCGCGGCAGACCCGUGCGCUCGGUAGUGUCGUUCAGGAGCACCGGCUCUCUCUUCCACCGGACCGGACCAUGGCAGACACCCACUGAAGCCAUCACGGAGAGAUACGCGUUUGUACCGACUAUGGCUGUAGACGCUGCGUCCAGCUUCAGCUUCUGUCGGGCUGCGCUGGAGCACACAGUCUCAGCAGAGGAGCUCAACUAUCAGCUGCCACGCAAGGCCGGGGGCAACCUGACCUGGCAUGAAGGACGCGGGCAGAGGGUGACGAGGAGGACCGUCAAACUGCUGCAGCAGCCCGGGACAGAAGGAAUACAGAUCCAGCCAGGAGAGGCCUUCACUGUGUACCACACCAGCCCAACGCUGUCCAGCUUAUGCAAACCAGUGGUGCUUUGGACCCAGCAGGACGUGUGUAAGUGGCUGAAGAAACACUGUCCUCACAACUACCUGACGUAUGUGGAGGCCUUCUCUCACCACGCCAUCACAGGUCGUGCCCUGUUGCGGUUGAACGGAGAGAAGCUGCAGAGAAUGGGUAUAAUCCAAGAGACACUGAGACAGGAAGUCCUGCAGCAGGUCCUACAGCUUCAGGUCAGAGAGGAAGUGCGUAACCUACAGCUGCUCAGCAGAGCUUCCUUCGGCAACAUUUCAUAGCUCGUCUAUCCUUUUGGCGGCUCUCUCGACUUCCCGGCAGAUACGGGAGGACUUGUUCCAAAAGGCUACAGACAGAAAUAGAGAGAGCAGAAAUCUGCCCGGCGGUGGAGCUGUGGACUGAUAACUCAACACCAGUUUAACAGACAGGACCGUCUUUUUAUGCAGAUCUGAUCGGGACUCAAAAGGACAAAGUCGGACUCUAAAACUGUAAUAUAGUGAUAAGAUUCAAGUCUCACCUCAUCUCUACAAAACCUAGCUCUGUCAGACAACAGUUGAGCAUUGGGUCAAGAAUUUUGACUUUAAGAAGUUGACUCCCAAUCAGAAGACGAACGCUGAUCUCAGAUCAAUUCAGAGCAGUUCAUCUCAUCUAGUGUUGGGAUGUCUGACAGACCUGCUUUUUUUUCACUCGUGGACGUAGAUGCAAUGCUGAAGAAAUCCUGUUUCUACAAGUGCGGGAACGUACUAUUCCUUCUCCUACCUCUCACGAUAGAUUGUAUCAUUUCAUUCGCAGAGAAUUAGAUGUAAGGCAUGAAGUUUGAUUAUCCAACAUCUUCCCGUUCAAGCUAAGGGGAUGUUCACGCCGACAAAAAAACACAGACUACAUGAUCUGAAACUGGAUAUUAUGGACAGUUUGUUUAAAAAAACGAAUGAAUGUUAAUAACAUCAGAUGCACACAACCAUCGUUUGGCUUUUCUUCUCAGGACGUUCAAAAGCUGUACAUUGUUCCUGCUGUUACCCUCAUAAAUUAUAUUCUCGAUUUCACUGUCCUUUAUAAAAUCUUGCACACGACGUAGCAGGUUUUCUCCUAAUAUACAAAGAAUAUAUCAGAGUACGAAUAUACCUUUGCUCUAGGAGUUAGAGUACAUGUCUAGAUCACUCGUAGAAGUCCCCGUCGUCCGAGCAAUAAUGUAAAGAGGUGCCACGUGUCUGCAUGGCUGGAGACGAAAUUUAGUUCUGCAACAUACUCUACGCAAGCAAACGCUUACAUCAAUUCGGUGUUGCGUUGAAUCCACAUCACACUUCAAGUACAGUUAAAGUUUUCUCUUUCAGGUCAAGUGGAGAUUGAAGAGAACACCAAAUAGUCGUUGGUUUCUAUGGAUGAGUGUGUUGGUGUUUGUUGGGUCGGCGCGGACGAGGCUGUGUUGUUAUUUCCGGCAUAAUAAUCCAAAAGCUAACUUUUAAUGUUUGUAGGCUGUGUGACCUAGGAUUUUGAGCAAUGAGGUUUGUUAUGUCCAAGAACUCAAGGGGACAUGUUAAGUAUGUACCGUACAGAGACCGUUUGUUUCCUCUGGCGUGAUAAAGGAGCUUUUGCGGAGAGAAUCGAAUUCUUUCCUUAUUGUGAUUUUGUCUUUAUUAGUGCUGAUGAAUCCCGAACGCUUCGACACUCGAGUACACUGUGACGCAGUGGCGUGUUUAAGGAAAGCUUGAACGUUGCUGUAUUACAAUGCGGUCAUUGUUCAAGGCUUUUACGCAACGCACUCAAAGCUGACGGAAAUCUGACACGAACCAUUUCAGUCCAUUCAGGUUAGAAACGUUUGUGUGAGAGAGUUCUCUCUGACGUAAUGAUAGAUGGGUUUCCAGAGCGUUUCGCUGAUUCGUGCAUUCUGACACGCUCUCUUCAGACAUGCAAUGGGUUUUUUUUUAUCUUGUUAUGCAAAAAUGUGAGGGGAAAUGAACAUUGGUUACGUAAUGACUUGGAACCAGCGUGAUUAUACAAGAAAUGGCGUGGCAAAGACAGCUGUAUGCGUGUGUUUUGGAAUAAAGUUUUCUAAGUACA
This is a messenger RNA of Puntigrus tetrazona (Sumatra barb), 2622 nucleotides long. It is a transcript of the gene samd10b, whose product is annotated as sterile alpha motif domain containing 10b. Gene Ontology annotation, biological process: cell surface receptor protein tyrosine kinase signaling pathway. The record is from RefSeq and is a predicted model, not a curated record. Gene Ontology annotation, cellular component: cytoplasmic side of plasma membrane. The transcript has 5 exons. Bases 321 to 845 code for a protein of 174 amino acids. NCBI's taxonomy places the organism in Eukaryota, Metazoa, Chordata, Actinopteri, Cypriniformes, Cyprinidae. Gene Ontology annotation, molecular function: protein binding.